GUAAAAUUAAUAAAUAUUUGUAGGUGGUGGUCCUCCAAACAUGAGAUUCCAUGAAACUGGAUGGACUAACUGUGAGGAAAUAUCCGAAUCAUUGAACAAUGGUAUGACACUGUUCACAUACUGAACCAUUUCAUAGGCAUCAGGUAUGUUGUCUCCCUCCGAUGCAAACUUAUACAGGACCAAGCAUGGUACGGACUUUGCCUUGGUUAUUUCAAAUAGUAAGGAAGCAAACCCUCCUCCUAGUAUUUUCACAGGCUCGCCUUUAGUUUCAUGUUCCACCCAACCUAAUGUCUUCAGUUUACUAGUGUACAAACAUAAUUCAUUCACUACAUAUCGGAAAGGUGAUGUCAUUAUAUGUUUCUUCUCAUGAGCAAAACUACUGGUUAAUAUUACAAUGUCCUUGAUAUUUUCAGACUUGAAUUUAUCCACGACUUCAGUCAGGAAUUGAUUUGCAUACUUAUAAACUAGUGGUGCCCUUAACAGCAGAAUUACCACUUUCCUUUCAGCACACUGGUAAAGUUCACAGCAACUUGAUAUAGAGUCGGACCCAAUCUUAUAAGGGUCGUAUCCCGAUAUGGGAAUAAGUGCAGGACUGUAAAUUAUUCCGAUCUUCGUCAUGUUCAAAGAAGAAAUUAUUAAAUCACAAGCGAGUUGCCCAACAUUACCAACCGCCACACUUGGUAUGACUAGUGUAUAUCCACUAAAAUCACAGUCUGUUAACAUUUUCCAUUGAUUUACUUGAGCCAUUAUUAAUAACACUUGAAUUUUUCCUAGGCCGAGUAAUUUUAACAAAAUUCAAAAUCACGACUUUACCAACAAUCCAAAAUAACCACAACUCAUCUAGAGAGGUUCUGACAGCUACAUAAGUAAACAAUAUUUACUACAACUACAACUAUUAGUAAUACUAAUUCUUUUACAUUUAAACUAGUAUAGAUAGGACAAAAAAAAACUAUUUUAGCUAUGAUAUAACAUUAUGUUUACUGAACAACUGUGACCGGCUCAUAUUUUGGUUUUUAGUAUAAUUACCAUUUUACAAUCAAAAAAAUACUACACAAAUGAGUGGCAGUCACAAGUAGCGUGACAGCAUAGUCGAGUCCUGUCGAGUAUAGAGUAUUUAUGUUCUGUGAUGAUAACACUAUAUUUUCCCCUCUAAGUAAAAGGUCUUCGGAACCAUGUUAAUAUAUGGACCAUGUUAUUAUACAUUAAAUAAAACGACCAUGAACCUGAAUCCAUGCCUUAUUUAUAUGGCAGCACUGAAUUUUCAACCUUUUCUAAACACACCAUUCACAAAUGUGUAGACUGAAAGACUUGUAUCUAUGGUAAAAUAUAAUUUUUUUAAAAAAAAUACUCGUUUCUCUUCUCUACUACAAAAAGGAAAAUUAUUAUUCUCUGUUCACAGACAAACAGACACAUUUCAUACGUCUUUACAACAUUUCCUAUGUAAGCCUUAUUACAUGUUAUUUUUCUGUUUUUGUUGAGAAGUGCCAUUAUUUAAUUGUCCACAUCACUGAUUAUGACCGAAACACAAUUACAGGAUCCACAGUUAGAAAACUUUGUCCUCACAGAAACACAGAAGCAACGCUUUCAAGUUCUCGUUCACGGGCUGACAGACACAUGCUGGGACACAUGCAUGGGCUGGCCCUCUAACAGGCUGGACUCCAAGACAGAGGUGUGCAUUAUGAAUUGUGUGGAAAGGUUCAUUGAUGCUACGACUUUCAUUACAAGACGAUUGAUGAACACAACUAAGUACCGUUCCGACGCACCUCUUGUAUUCCAGUAAAGUAAGCAUACAAUAAUUUACAAAAUGUUUGAAGGAUUUAAGGAUUUUUUGCGCCGUCACAAACGCAAGUUUGUUGUGACUGGUGCUGUGUUUGGAGGAUUAUAUUUAUUAACAAGCUAUGCACAAAGAAAAUUGCGAGACUGGCAGGAGAAGGAAGCAAAACGGUUUUUUGAAAUGACUCGCAAAAAACAACACUUUGAGAGUACUGAACGAACAUGUAACCAAACUAUAUUAUCUCUAUCAAAAAUUGUGACAGAAAGUAUCUUAGGUAUAUUAAAUACAGAAGAAAUAGUGCAAAAACUGCAGGAUAAUCCAGAUAACAAGUUAGCAUUAUGGGAACAAUUGAAGAUUAUGAUAUUCACAAGAAUAUGUGUCCUUGUGUAUGCACUGAGCAUAUUGCAAGUGAUACUACGAGUACAGCUCAACAUAAUUGGUGGUUAUCUGUACAGAGAUUCAGUUCAUGAGGAAGACUCUCUUGUUGAUGGUGAACUGCAAGCAAAGUAUUUGUCUCUGUGUCACCAUUUUGUAGACAGAGGUGUGGAAGACUUGGUGAAACAGAUAGAGACAGCUGUUAAGAAAGUUGUUGAACCUGUAUCCUUGAAGAAAAAGAUGACUUUGCGAGAGGUGGAGCAAAUAUUCUGGUCUAUACAAACUAUAUUGUGUACAGACGCCACAGGCGACCCUGUUAAAAAGAUGGUGCAGUACUUAAUGGGUAAUGCAGAAAUCAGCGGGGCAAAACUAGACACCAUUGUUAAAGAAACAAUGGAUCUUUUAGAAAGUGAUGAAGUCAACUCCAUUACCAUGUCAUCUAUAAGUCGCAGCUUCUCAUCUAUUAUAGAUGAAAUUGCCAACUUAUUUGUAUCUAAAUCUGCACCAACAAGCAAGAAUCAUUUAGAAGUUAAUGUUGAUCAUGUAAUCACGAAUGGGGCAUUGAAACUAGGAGCAACUCCUGACACAUUUGUAGAUGUCAAUAAGGUAGAGUUACAUUUUGUAAAACUGUUACCUGUUAUAAGUGAACUCAUUACUAAGAACACAUGUAAGGGUAACACCAACAUUCCAGACUUAUUGACUCAGCAGCUCACAUUAAGUGACAAAUUGAAACUUCUAGGAGCUAACAUAUAUGAAGUAUUUAGUAGUGCUUAGGCCUAUAUUAUUUAAAUGUGUAAAUGGCUCUUGUAAUGCCUGUAAAUAAGGUCAUAAAUAAUAAUGUCUCAGUCACUAAACACAUCAUUUAUGUUAGGGAGGCAGAAAUAGUGUCACAAUCUGUUAUUGUUUCAUGUCUAGGUAUUUCGGUAGAUAAGCUUUUUUGUAAUUCUUGCAUUUUGGGGACAGUAAUAAAAGUAAUAAUAAAAUAAAA
Messenger RNA from Spodoptera exigua (beet armyworm), 3137 nucleotides. NCBI's taxonomy places the organism in Eukaryota, Metazoa, Arthropoda, Insecta, Lepidoptera, Noctuidae. The record is from the annotation of a GenBank genome assembly.